Messenger RNA from Colletotrichum abscissum, 315 nucleotides. RefSeq lists its product as uncharacterized. Lineage: Eukaryota; Fungi; Ascomycota; Sordariomycetes; Glomerellales; Glomerellaceae. The record is from RefSeq and is a predicted model, not a curated record. The transcript has 2 exons. Bases 1 to 315 code for a protein of 104 amino acids.
AUGCCCUCACAAGAGUUCUUCUGGACGAAGCCUCACGCGGGCCGCUCGCACUGCUCCGCGGACGGCAGGGAACGGCGUACUGGAGCAGGGGUGGUUGUCGGCGAGCGCACCAAGAGGACAAGCACAGAGCGCAGGACCCGGUGUCGACGCUGCAUCGAGGCAGCCAUGCCGAUCGUGGCGCUGGCUAUCCUGCACUCUCCUCGCGCCGCCGGGCAAGCUUCCCCGAAGCGCGACCACGACUCUAGCCAGUUGGCGGUCUGCCGGGUUCUGACAAUCAGCCAGACGCGGACAGUCCUGCAGGAGCCACCGGCUUGA